UAUGCAGAGAUGGCAGCAUCUGUAGAUGUCCACGUACGAAUAUGUGAACAAGAAAUCAUCAAGUAUGAUUUAGAAAUAAAAGCUCUCAUUCAGGAUGUGAAUGACUGCACAGGACCACAAAGCAAACUCACAGAUUUAAAUUGUAAAGUUAAAGAGAAAUUCAACAAUCUUAGACAACGGAUCCAGGAUCUAGAACAAAUGGGAAAAGAACAGGACAAAGAGUCAGACAAGUUGACCCUUCUCAAUAAAGUUGAAGGGCAUCAGAAACAGAUGCUUAGUGAUCAGACAGCAUGGAGGAAGGCAAAUCUUGCAUGCAAACUCUCCAUUGAUAAGUUGGAGAAGGAAGAUUUAUUAAAUUCAGAGAGCAUGUCUGUAAGGCACAGAAACAUGACGAAAGAGAGCCAGGUUCAGACCUCCAGUGACAUAACAGAGAGUCUAAUGAGCAUCAGCCGGAUGGUGUCACAGCAGGUUCAGCAGAGUGAAGAGACAAUGAGCUCACUUGUGACAUCUUCAAGGACAGUGCUGGAAACCCAUGAAGAGUUUAAAGCCAUGUCAGGCACCAUACAGCUGGGUAGAAAACUCAUCGUUAAAUAUAAUCGACGGGAACUUACUGAUAAGCUUCUUAUUUUUCUUGCUCUUGCUCUCUUCUUGGCUACAGUCGUGUAUAUUCUAAAGAAAAGACUCUUCCCUUUCUUUUGAGCAUUGACCAAACUAUAAUUUUGAAAAAAAUGAUGGAUAAAUGUCAACAUUGUUCAAAAUAGAAGACAUUUCUCCUUUUUGUGAGAUUGUUAAUUCUUCCACAAAGAAUGAAAAAGCAUAUGACAAGUUUCUGUUUUGAGAUACUGUUGCAGAAGAGAAGCCGUAACUUAUUUGUGCUGUCAUUCUGUGUCAUUACUUACAUUUAUUUUUUAUCUUUUAACAUUUAUAAUAUUUAUGAUAAAAUUAUUACAUAACUAAAGUGAGUUAAAUUGUGAAUAAUCAAAAUGCAAGUCUAUUUUAUUCCAGCAGAAGUGUUUAACAAAUAAUGUAGUAGUGUACUACCAAUAAAAUCUCUACAUUUUUAAACAUUCCCAAGUGUAAAUAGAUGUUUAUUGCUCCUCUAAAGCCUGAAAAUAGUCUCUGUUUUACCAACAUUUUAAGUUUUACGUUUUAAAUGUGUAAUAUAGGCAGGAUCCAGUUAUAGUUUCCAGUGAUAAAACAUCGGUCUUCUAUAUCAAAAUGCUGUUGUAGUAGAUGUGGUUUUGUAAAUAAAUAGUGAAAGUAAAAAAUUGUCUUUACAUUUAAAAGUUAAGAAAUAGACAUUAAAUUAAGACUUAAUUUUAAGUCUUAUUUUUCAAUAAUAAUAAUAAAAAUAAAAAAAAAUCAAUAAGAGGUAACACCAUGGAACAUUUAUUUAGCAAAAAAAAAAAAGUUGAAUUAAGGUCUGAAAAUCUAACCCCAUGGUGUUAGCGCUAAAGUAGUCUGCCAGUUUCUCAGUUUCUUGCCUCUAGCUGAGCCCAGGCUAGACACUGGAUGCUGUCACUUGGACACCUACAGUAUGACAGGCAAUUUAGGUUAGUUAAACUCACAUCCUGGGCUGCGAUGAACUAGCAGCUGUUUUGCUGGGCAGGACAGAACUGGAGUAUCACAGAGGGAAAAGCUCAGAAAAGCUAUGGCCAUAAUCAGAGCACUACUGAUAAAAAGGCAUGCAACCCUGUCUUUCCUCCGAUAAGACCCGGAUAGGCUGAUUAUUCCAUCCCUGGUCUCUUUCUCUCCCUCGCUCUCUCCAUCUCUCUGUCAUUCUCCUUCCAUUGUGGCUGGAGGACAAGGUCUGUUAUUUUUAGAGAUGUGCAUCCAUGUUAUCUGACUUGUUCUUUUCAACGCCUCUGAAGAGUGGACCACUAUUGCAACUGUGUGACCUUUCUCUCUACCUCUCAGGGUCGCCACAUUUGAUGUGAAAUUAUAGUCAUUUUCACUGUAACUAACUACUCUACUGUGUUAAUGCAAUACAUAUGUUUUAUCUAUAAGCAGAUGUUAGCUCAGUGGUAGAUAUUUGUUAUUGAGAGGGGGAAUUGUGUUUACAGAUAUGUGUGGAGAGGCCAGAGAGAUGCCCAAGGACAAACUAUUACUCAUUUUAAGUGGCAGCAAAUAUAGAUCUCCUUCCCUCCUCCAAACAAGUCUUUACAUGCACAACCAUGCACCCUUACCUCUCUAUGUCAAGCAAGUUGUGCCAUUCUACACACUAAGCACAGCACUUUAGUGUUGUCAAUCAAGGGUGAAACAAAUUCUUAUAUAAAAAUACAAAAACCAUACAAAGUGCUUAUGAGGAUGUAUUAUAAACACAAAACACGAAAAGUUCACGAAAAGUGGAUGUGUAGUAACAUUUUAAUAGAGGCCAGCUGGCGAUAAACUGCACGUAAUUGGAUAAUCAGUCAUCACAAUGAUGACAAAGUCCCACCCCAAACAAGUUAAUUUAAAGGUCAGAGUGUUUUACUCUGAAAACCCGUCAAAUCAAUUCACAUGAUACACCAACAAGGUGACAGAUCACUUUACCUGAAAUAUUUGCAACUUUAAAAUGUUAUUACUUCAAAUAUUUAAUUCUUGACGUUUGCAGCGCAAAUAUUUACCUGUCUAAGUAAUGUAAAAUAGUCUAUUACUCCUCCACAUAAAAAAACACGGAACUUAUAGGCUAUUAAAUAUUGUUAUUUCAGAAAAUUUUUAGAUGUUGUAUUAAUACAUCAUAUUGAUUUUUAGUGGAUAAAUCUUUGAUAAGCUUAACAAAUAAACUCAACCUUUGGUAAAGCAUGCGUAGACACAGUUUGUAAACAACGACUAGAAUAAACACUUGUAUUGUAAGUUUUGUUGUUGUUAUUGUUGUUGUUGUUUAAAAUCCUCCAAUUAAAGUUUUUGUUUUCUCAAAAUAUUU
This is a messenger RNA of Myxocyprinus asiaticus (Chinese sucker), 2905 nucleotides long. RefSeq names its product BCL2 interacting protein 1a (gene bnip1a). Gene Ontology annotation, cellular component: SNARE complex; endoplasmic reticulum. NCBI's taxonomy places the organism in Eukaryota, Metazoa, Chordata, Actinopteri, Cypriniformes, Catostomidae. The record is from RefSeq and is a predicted model, not a curated record. The coding region runs from base 10 to 699 and encodes 229 amino acids. Gene Ontology annotation, biological process: retrograde vesicle-mediated transport, Golgi to endoplasmic reticulum. The transcript is spliced from 6 exons. Gene Ontology annotation, molecular function: SNAP receptor activity.